AAAAUAGGGUCAUACGGAUAUUAAGAUUUAAAGACAGUUGAUCAUCUUUCUUGUGAUAUUUCUACUCAAAGAUGAUGAAUUUAGUGUGCACUGUUUUGCUUAGUAUGUUGAUUUUCAAACCUGGUUUUAUAAAAGGGUUCAAAAGAUUAAACACAUCAUUUGAGGAUGAUUCAAACAAAAUUGAAAACAGUACAGAUCUCUUAAAUAUUCGAUCGAUACGUGCAGCUGGUGAUCAAGCAGCAGAGGGAAGAUGCCAAGUUUUCAACUGGGGUGGAAAAUCUACUCUUCACUGGUAUAGCUGCUGCAAUAAUUGUAAAAGUAACAAUCCGUCUUAUACUCCUUCCUGCGACGGUGAAACCUACCAAUCCGCUUCCAGCACUAGCUACUGUAAUAAAUGUGGAGUAGACAAAGGCACUGGUAAUGCUGCCAAAUUUCAAAACGAGUUCAGAUGUGGUGAUUGCGAUGGCCAAAAUAAAAAAAACGAGCAUUUUGCGUUGCGGGGUUGA
Molecule: messenger RNA, 506 nt
Organism: Mytilus trossulus (common blue mussel)
Lineage: Eukaryota; Metazoa; Mollusca; Bivalvia; Mytilida; Mytilidae
Exons: 2
Coding region: 72-506 (144 amino acids)
Source: RefSeq, a predicted model, not a curated record